Rhodofomes roseus is the source of this 1619-nucleotide messenger RNA. RefSeq lists its product as uncharacterized. Bases 165 to 1394 code for a protein of 409 amino acids. The record is from RefSeq and is a predicted model, not a curated record. Lineage: Eukaryota; Fungi; Basidiomycota; Agaricomycetes; Polyporales; Fomitopsidaceae. The transcript has a single exon.
GAGUCUCUGCGGACACCGGCCUCGUCUUGGCAGACAACCCCUGUCUAUAUAUACAAUGUUCCCUCCGCCUUCCGUCCCUUCUUUUCCCAUUGCUAUCCUAGACUCAACUCCCGUUGACCCGGGCCCAACUGAUUGUGCCUGCCACAGCUACGGCUACUUCACCCAUGAAACGGCGCCGUGCUCCCUCCGACUCUGUUCUGCAUUCCAACUGGCUUUCCCCACGGGAUCGUCCCAACCCGCUGAGCGGUGGACGUGCAAGACCCUCGCAAGCGAAGACCCUACCGGACACGAUGGCUUGGAAGCGCUUGUUCUCAUUCAGAACGACUGCAACUCCAGUCCAUACCCCUACUCCGUCACUCGAAUCAACAGGCAUUGCCCUGUCCGAGCUUUCUCCCCCAGCUCCCCCCUCGACCUCCGAUGCCACCUCAACCUCUGCGAGUACGACCAACACGUCCUUCAGCCUUGGUACAGAGGUGCAAAGCUUGAGCGACAGUAACACUUCAGGGCCCAGUGCACAGCCUGGAACUGGGUCCUCGAAGACGUCUGUGGAAAGUCCCAGGCCACGUUCGCUCGACCUCUCCCCCUACGGCUCUGAGAGGGCGCAGACCCGGUCGAGCUACAGCGCUGAGAGUCUUCUCCUCUUCAAAAAUCCAGAAGGCUCCCGAUCUACUCUCUCCCUCCCCUUCUCCUACCGUUCCAUGCACGAAGCAAGACUGCGGAGCCCGGUCGCAGUGGCAACGACGUCGAAGAGCGCGGACACACUGCCUCGUCCGCCGCACAAGGCGCGUCCCAAGCGACGGGAGUUUACCUCAUACCCUUACUUCGUGACGCCGCUCGCCUUCGCUUCCAUGAAUCCCUACAUCAUGCCGCCGACCCCGCCCUCGUCGCCGCAGAACACCAAACCCAAAAAGACGCUCCUGCUCCCAGCUCCCCCAGACCCAGUCCUGGCUGAGGGUAUCCCUCCGCGCGACACAGCUCUUCGCAGGGUCUCCAUCGAGGCCACAUCCAGCCCUGCCGAAGAUGAGGUCGAAGUACCAACAUCGCCGCCUACAUUGAUCUUCAAGAAGAUCACAGGCUCGCCCAGGCGGCUCUUCUCCCGACCAUCCAUCGACGAACUCACGGCAUCAUCCACACCAGCCGCACCUGUUCGCCGACACUCCGAGGAUCGCCCCAGUCCGACAGCUGCCCAUCAUCCUCGUAUCGACGCUGGUCACGGAACUCCAGCCGGCGAUGCCGUCCCACGCACCGUUACGACGCUCCCGUCGAGUGCAGCCACGGAGAGGGAGCGAAGGCUCCAUAUCGCCGUUACCAAGGUCAAAUUGGAUAAAGAGGUGCGCGAAGAGCGCGACGUGGGUGACGUCCUGCCCAAAUUGCGAAUGCUCCGGGCUCGGUGAUCCCACGACUGCGGAGGACGGUCCCCAAGCUUGGAUACAGAGCUCGUCCGCUCGUCCGUCCUGAUUGAUGGACUCCAUCGUGUCGUGAUAGAUGCCUCUGUUAACGGGAUCUGUGCUGCGUUCAGCUCUUCUACUGAUCACGAUGAACAUGUUCCCGGAGUAGGUGCAUUAGCUGAGCGGCUUGCCCUGCUUUGGUUGUCUCGGGCCUACUGCUACUAUGUACCA